Liolophura sinensis is the source of this 3483-nucleotide messenger RNA. RefSeq lists its product as uncharacterized. Bases 37 to 2823 code for a protein of 928 amino acids. NCBI's taxonomy places the organism in Eukaryota, Metazoa, Mollusca, Polyplacophora, Chitonida, Chitonidae. The record is from RefSeq and is a predicted model, not a curated record. The transcript is spliced from 8 exons. Gene Ontology annotation, cellular component: Fanconi anaemia nuclear complex. Gene Ontology annotation, biological process: negative regulation of double-strand break repair via homologous recombination; replication-born double-strand break repair via sister chromatid exchange; interstrand cross-link repair.
CCCAACGGUGACAGAUCGAAACCAUGUGCUUUUACGAUGGAGACAUCACCAUUUCCAUGGAUCACGUCUCAUCUUGGCUAUCUGUUGAAACUUGAGAUUGUCAGUGAGGAAAGUAACGUGUCCCUAGAGUGUCAGAUCUCGCGUUUUGUAGUCGCAAGAAAUGUGGGACAGCAAGAUCAAAGUGUUGGCCCAAUUGGCGAUGGAUCGGCCUCCGUCACGAGACCCGAAACACAUUUCGAAUUCAUUAGAACAAUAUCUUUAGCGAUAGAACAUUGUAGGUCAGCUCGUUUGAUUUCCUUGCAGAAGUGUACAGAUUCCUAUUCAGGGAUGUCCAGACCGUAUGUUUUGAUCCAAAAGAAAACUGACCGUACCGAUGUGCCCUUCAGGUGUCAGUGUGUUGGAGUCUUCGAGUUCGAUCACAGCUUAUCCACGCUUUAUCUUUACAAUAAGGGGGAAUUUCUUGUUGACCACACAGAUUUUCGGAGAAUUCAUCACAGAAAUAUUCAUAUAAUAGACGGCCCAUCCUUCAUAUGGGUUGACAACAGCAGAAAUUACUUGGGUCAUGUAUGUUUGGAAAGUGAAACUGAAAGCUUAGCACAUGUUGCAAGAACAGAUUUGAAUGAUAAUGAAGACAAAUGUCUUGCACAGUCUGAUUAUUACUUAUUAGGAUGGAGUACAGUUAAAAACUGUAUCUGCAAGCAAAUCCUUGUCUUAGGGAAGUUUUUUCUGAAAGUCACAAAUAAAACCGCAGAUGAAAGUCCUUUAACCAGUGGCAUUUCUGAGACACAUUUUUUGGCCAUAGUGUAUGAGUGGACUGGAAAAAUAUACAAGCAGUACAGACUGAGAAGAGAAGAUGUCCGGAGAAUUAUACCCCAUGAGUACAGUUCUGUUGUCAGGAACAUUGUUAUGGAUAAAGUUGAAAUCACAGCAGAUAAACAGCAUGGGUCAAGGGGUGAGGAGGUGGUGCUAAACUUCUGUCGAAGUCACAUCUUUGCCUGCACCAGUCAGAAGCAUCUCCUGGAGUUCGUGGACGGUCACUUGUUGAGGUGUGUGGACAUUGAGUCUGGGAGCAUCAGCAGGAUACAGAUCAUCCACAGUUAUCAGCUACAGCCUCACCUGUGUCUGUGGUCAUCAAGCGACCGUAGUGUUAUGGGGCUCAGGUGUGCUGACCUUCAGGUAGAGAUGAUGAAGAGAGACGUAUCAGAGGUGAUUGUGGAUGACUUUCUGGAGAAUGGCACAGAUCAGUUGAUGUUGUUACAUGCAACCAGUUCUACUUGGCCUCCUUCAGGAUGGAGCCUGACAGAUUUGGGGCCUAACUUUGUAGACUGCGUCAAACAAUGUGCGUCAAGUUCGUGUUCUAACCAGGAAGACAUGUCCUCAAUACAGGCAGCUUUAAAAGCCUUACAGAUGAGACUUCAGUCUGACAUCAACAGACUAGUGGAGUUAACGAGUGAGGCACACGACAGACAGCGAUUGGUCGAGCUUGGUUGUGAUGUGGUCAACCGUUUGACUCUCAACCAUGAUUCAGUCAUCCCAGACCAGCCUUCUUUGGUGCCUCUGCUAGGACACCCUGAAAACUUUGGUUCCUCUGGUUACAUGACUGUAUCAGAACCUCCCAUUGGAGGAACGUCGCUGGAGGUGAAGGACACGUGGCAGAGGCUAUGUGAUGGAUGUUGGGUCAUCGGGGUGGAAGUGUGUAACAUGUCAGACAAAGAAUUAGGCCAGUUAGCCCUCUCUGCCUGUUUACCAUCACAUGUUGGUCUUGAGAAGGAAAACCAGCUGUCCAAGUCUGUCUGGCCAGUGAAAACAAACCUCUAUGCCAGCCAAUCAGUGACCUUGUCUCGUGAUGAUGAUUGGAUCUACCAACCAGUGGCCUUCAAAUUUCCAAGAUUAGAACUGUCAGAAGAAAAUCAGGAUGGUGACAAACUCAAACCAGGGGAGACAACCACAGUGCUAUGUGUCCUGUCACAGCCUCUCUUUGGUGUGACUGUAACAGAUCACUUGUUACUGUUUCUAACGUUUUCAUGUGGAAAACUCGGGAAUCAAAACAGAGGGAAACAAACGUUUACAGUGUUUUGUGGAAAGGUCGAGUUCUCUAAAGAAGAUCUGUUUGAAAAUCGAAAGGCCAUAGAUCUGAGAUCUUCUUCCAAGAAAAGAGAACUAGAUGUGGAGGUGUACAGAUCCCGCCUGUCCCUGGAUGCGGUGCAGUCUGGUGUUAGACUGUCUGUCAUAUCCACUCCACCAGCACUGACCAGUGUGGCCACAGCACUGACCAGGGCUGGCUUGACUCACCAGCCUCUGUAUGACUGUUAUCUGUGUCCCCAGGGACUUGACCACUUGAGGUGGGUCAGACUUCAGCUGACAACAACAACAACAAGGCAGCCAUUGCUGAAGGUCAUGUUCAGAAACAAGUCUCAACUGUGGUCCGUCUUGCAUUACCUCUAUCAUGUCCUUCCUGAUGAUGUUGCCAUGAUACCAGAGGCUCAGAGCGAGGCUGUCAGUGUUAGGAGUCUUCACAGACUGCGGCAGAUGCUGAGACAGGAAGCAGAAUUUUCCACGUCUAAACUCUCCGAACUACUUGAUAACUGCAUCAGAGAUGAUGACAUAAUGGAGGUGCAAUCAGAUGACAUUGUUCAGGGCCACUCCACUGAUGCUGUGCAGGAUAUCCGCCAUGGCUUCUCAUGCAUGCAAAAAAAUGUUCAACGUCUACGGAAAGACGAUGUCAUUUCGCAAAAGCAUUUUCAAGAAUUUCUUUCUGAUCUCCGGAAACACAUUCAGUCCACAGACUCUGCGGUUCUUCAGUUGUAUGAGACAAUGUCUUGACUGUUUUGUUGUGCAACUCAGUGCUUCUAAAUGGUAGCUGAGUCUUAUCAGUUGUGUUAUGACCAGCAUUAUUCAAAACACGGCUGGGUCACCUAAAUGACUAAAACACCUUCUUGAUUGGGCAGCCUAAAUGAUUAAAACACCUUCUCGAUUGGAUCACCUCAAUGAUUAAGACACCUUCUCGAUUGGGCAGCCUAAAUGAUUAAAACACCUUCUCGAUUGGGCAGCCUAAAUGAUUAAAACACCUUCUUGAUUGGAUCACCUAAGUGAUUAAAACGCCUUCUCAAUUGGGCAGCCUAAAUGAUUAAAACACCUUGAUUGGAUCACCUAAAUGAUUAAAACACCUUCUCGAUUGGGCAGCCUGAAUGAUUAAAACACCUUCUCGAUUGGGCAGCGUAAAUGAUUAAAACACCUUCUCGAUUGGCUAAUUGAUUAAAUCCCCAGCCAUUGAAGUAGUUAAGGGGCACUGUCAUGAUCUGAGACAACCUUGUGAUAUUAUGAAUCAUGUUGUCAGCAUUGCUCAAGUAAUUCUCUCAUUUCAUCAGCCAUGUAUAGAUACAUAUACAUUGAUAAUUUCAUUGUGACAUUUUAAUGAAGAUGUUUGCAUACAUAUAUCCUGUAUGUAUGUUUGUUAUGCUUGUACUAGUAUAUAGUAAAACC